UGAAGCCAGAAACAUGUUACACCGACUAAUUAAUUUUCCUACACCUCGAAUAUUUUCGCAGUCUGUUGCGGCGAUUCAAAAGUAAUAGAUAUAGCGAGCGAGUUAAAUAAGUUGCUAUAGUCGUAUCGUAGCGAUUCAUUUGGAACUUAUUAGAAAUUAUGUUCCGUGUGCUUGUGCGCUAAGAAAUUAACGAUAGUUAUGUUGUAUAUUAUUUGGAUGGUAACACUUUUUGAAAAUGUAUCAUCAGAAGUCCUACAUGACACUAAAGAAAUCGAAUACAAAUCUAACAAAUUUUCGAUUGGUUUUCAUCUACUUCUACCAGUGGCCGGACUAGGAUUACUCAUACUAGGCAGAAGGCACAUCUUCGACAAAAUAUUACUGCAACUCGAUAGAAAAUAUUUAACUGUUCUAUGUCCGUGUUUCAUAAAAAGAGAAAACAUCUUGAAAUGGGCCUGUGGUAGACUACCACCAACCUGGUCUUCGCAUUCUGUACACACGUUGUCAGGAGGCAUUAAAGAGCUCUGGUCCGAUGGAUCCCUACUUUGCACACUCAUUAAUACAGGCGUACCUGGAGCCUGUCCUAAUCCCCACAGGCAUUGGAGGCAAACGCCAGCGCAUGCACAAACUUUAGCCUAUAAAUAUUUCGGAAUUGUACAGACUUUUUCAAGUGACGAGCUAAAUUUGAAACUAACGUCCGGUUUGGAGAGAAAAUUCAUUCGCUAUUUAGGCGAGAUACAACAAGCUGUUAACAAAAUAUGCGAAAAUGAAGAUAAAGAUUGGAAAAUUUCAUCGCGGUACAUCGUCAGAGGCAUGGGACUGUUUUCAGGCGAACAGCACAAAAAGACCGUGUUUUAUAUUUAUCUGAAUGAAAAUUAUGAAGAAGACGAAGACAAAGAUGGCUCCAUAAUUAUACAAAUUAAAGGACCGUAUGGCACCUACGGGGAAGUAAUGGCCCCGAAAUUGGUCAACAAAAAGCGCAAAUUGAUCAGAAAUAAACGAAAACAAGAAAGAAGAUCGUCAAUUCAAUUUAUCGAGAAUCUGAUGCAAUCCAAUGCUUGGAAUUUUUCUCGUUCGCAGCGAAAAAACAUCAACAACGGCAUCCUGAUCGAAACCACCAUGGAAAAAGAUAGGAUAAAAGUGACUUACGUUCCAAAGAAUUACGGCAUGUACGAAAUCAACAUGUUCACAGCAGGGGAAAUUUUGAACGGUUGUCCAUUCAGCGUGCACAUUUUCAUCAAUGAAUUACCCGUAGCGGAAAACGAAAAAUGCGAAAAGGAAAGCAACAAUCGCAAACCAGUGAAAAUAACCAAAACGCAUGUAUUGCCAAAUUUAUUGGAAAACGACGAAACCAAACUAAAAUCCGAUUUAAAAUCGACUUUUAACUUUCAAGAGGUCGUCGAUGAAAUUACAAAAAACGGAACGGUAUAUAGGAACAUUUUGGGACACACACCUGAAACGGAAACCGCCAAUCUCGAAAUUUUGGCUACUAAUAACGAAAUUAAUGUUACCGAUAAAAAUUUAGGCUGCAGUGAUGACAGAAAUUAUUUGAAAAGUUCUGACAGAAAUUGGUUGAAACCUGAUCAUGAUAUUGACAUAAACUUUAAAAAGUCUGCGGAAAAGAAACUAACAGAAGUUAUUAAAAUUACAAAUAACAACCCAACCAAAGAUGACGGACAGUUGUUAAAUGCUGAUCAAAAUGUACCUAAUGAGGUUGUUAAUGAACCAAAACCAUUAGAAAAUGAACCUGAUGAAACCAUAAAAUCGUGUAACACCGAUAAGCAAAUAUUUAAAAAUAAAAAUUACGAUAACGCCAGUAAACAAGAGGCUAGCAAUAAAAUUAAAAUAAAUAACAUGAAUAGUGCAUCAAUAUUUGCUAGUAACAAUUUAAUUAACCAUAAUGAAAAAACGCAAAGCAAUUUUGUGCUAGAACCCAAAUACGUGAACGCUGUAAACGUAAAUAAAAUUAAAAUUCCCGAUAUGUUUAAUGAGGAUUCAUUAAAACAACCUUCGUAUCGUUUAGAAGACAAAUAUUUCAAAAAUAUUCUGAACGAAUCUAGUAAAAAAUCCAAUAUCGAAUUAAAUAAAGAUAACUAUAAUAAUAACAACAUUGAAAGAAGUAAAAACAAAUAUAUCGACGAAAUUUAUAAACCAGAAUUAGAUAAUUACUCGAAACUUUUAGAAGAAGAUACUUCUCCAAUAUGCCCCUACCAUAUUGUACCUGAAGUAGAAAUUAUUCCAAGAACGGUUGCUGAAAAGAGAAAAAUUUUCGCGAGAGGUUCUCUGAGGAGCAAGUUCGGUUCCAACAGGAAGGUCUCCUCAUUUUUGGACGAAAAUGAACAAGAAUCUACCGAUAGAGAAAGUCAGCCGGCCGGGCAAAACGUUCUAAAUAUAGUAAAUAAUUUGAAAGGAUCGGCAAGCGAAUCUCCAACUCCAACAGAGCCUCUAACGGAGACCUGGUCUUUGUGCAGCACCUUCAGUUUACCAAACCUCUCCCUGGAUUCGGAUUGUUCCUACACCGUAUCGAUUAAAGAUCGAAAAUCGUUUUGGGAAAAUCUUUCGUCGGGUAGUUCGAGUUCCAGCACCAAAUCUUUGUAUCCGAGUAAAAUGGAAGACCCGACUGAUUUGGUUAGAAGCAAAAUGAUAUGGAGAAAACCAUUAAGCAACUUUCGGCCGGCAGAAAAUGUUUACAAAUCCGCAGAUGAUAUUCUUUCGAUGGCGACUUCACACGCAGAGUAUGUUAAAUGUAAUUCAGUAGAAGAUUCUUUGGAUAAAUGUGCAGUUUUAUCGAUAGAAGAUAGGAAACGAUUGUUGCUCAAACAGUUCUAUGAAAAAGAGAACAUCAAUAGGGGACAGCAACGUAAACGUAUCAUAAUAAAACACGAAAUAACUUCUGCUGAUGAUGAUGAAAAAAGAAAAAAGGAAACUGUAGAGGCAAAUCAAAUCGAUUGUUUUACAUCUAUAUCGGAAAAAAUUAAAAAAUAUAACAGUGAUAACUUUAAACUUGUAGAGACGGUCAGGAUAUAUCAGAAGAACGGAUAAGGAUGACAGUUUAUCUUCGAAAAAAGGAAAUGUGAUUGUUUAUAUUUAGUGUUUGAUACAUGAAGUACAGUGAAAUGCACUUUAAGUUGUUCCAGUAAAAUUGAAUUCUAAUAAUUUGAAAAUGACAACAUUUUUAAAUGCCCAUCUGUUAUUGAUCAUUCUAACGAUAACAUCAAUUGAUAGAUCAGAAGAAUCCUGCCUGAUGCAAAAGAAAACCGUAACGUUGUACUACAAAAUCGAGCGAGUAUUAUACCGCUACGUCACUUGCACGGAUCUCAAAUCCAGCAACUUCAACUUCCAAGUAUUAACCACAAUGAACUCUUCCAGUCCCUACCUCGAAGUCACCAACAGCGAUCUUCCGGAAAUCAAUAAAGACAUGUUCGUAACUUUAAACUUGACUCAAAUGACUAUCGAAGCCAAUAUUCAACUCAUCCAAGAAAAGACUUUCGAGCGCUCAAACAUAUCAACGAUAACUUUGAUUAAUAACAAAAUCAGAAGAAUCAAAGAUAACGCAUUUAAAUCGUUUGCUAUUUAUUUUUUAGACUUACAAAAUAACUUACUGAGCGAAAUUGAAGGAAAAAGUUUUGCUGGUGCUGUAAAUUUGAGAAAAUUGAAUUUACAGCACAACCAGAUCAGUAAUAUCCAAUCAGACGCGUUUUUAGAUUUGGGAAAUUUAGAAGAAAUAAAUUUGGCAUUCAAUCAUAUAAGCGCGUUUCCUUCGAAAACGUUUUGGCCUCUUACUGCUAUACAAACCGUCCAUUUAAAUAACAAUUUAUUAACCGCUGUAGAAAUUAACGUUUUCGUUAAUAAUAAAAUGCUGCAAGAUCUUAAUAUCAAUAAUAACGAUUUGACAUAUUUAGAUGCCUCGCAUUUUCCACAUUCUUUGGUCAAUUUAAAUGUCGAUCAAAAUAAUUUACAAUCGAUUAAUAUGUCUAAUUUAAUUAACUUGCAGAAACUCGUUUUAGACUCAAACAAACUAAAAACAGUGACACAUUCUUUACUCAACUUACCAUUAUUAAACUCUUUACAUUUAAACAACAAUAUAAUGGGUCCUAUUAUAACGGAAAACACAUUUUCUAACCUUACAAAUUUAACCAUUCUAGAGCUAGAUAACAACCAGAUAACUAAUUUCGAAAGUCUAAAAAAACUAACGACUCUAGAAGGUUUAUCUUUAGCAGAAAAUCAUAUUAAAAUAAUGGAUUUCUCCGGGGUGCCAACGAUUGUUAAAUUAAUAAAUUUGACCCACAAUAACUUGAUUAAAAUACAAAAUUUAUCGAAACUAUCGAGUCUCGUUAAACUCGAAUUGAGUUACAAUAACUUAGAAGAAAUCGAUUUUAAUAUAUUCGAAAAUUUGUUUCAAUUACGGAACCUUUGGUUGCAGCAUAAUCGUUUAAAAAAACUAACCCUCGGGUGUUUUAGGCAUUUAAAAUCUUUGGAAUAUUUAGAUUUAAGCUAUAAUCAAAUUACAGAUAUUAGCGCCGGUUCUUUGAACGGCCUCGAUACUAUAGCUGAACUAAAUUUGAGCUACAAUCGUUUAUUAUAUUUAAACGAAGAUAUCUUUCAUAAUAUGAAGGAUCUACGCUCGCUGGGUAUUGCUUUUAAUAAUUUAACAAACCUUAAUGUUAAAGGAAUCUUGACGCAUACGAUUUGGCUGAAAGAAAUUGAUUUGGACGGCAAUAACUGGACUUGCAAGCUGCUCAGUAAUUUAAGUCGCGAUAAUAAGUUACUAACCAUAAAAGGUGGCGGAUACUACAAUGUUAGUAAUAUUUACGGAAUACCCUGUAGGGAAAUCGAUGAAAGUUUGGUAAAAAGUGAUAUAACUAACAAGAAUGUGACUGAUACUGUAAUGAAAUAAUUACAUAUACACAUGAUGUUUCAGUUAAAUUGAGUAUUAUUGUAACACUUUUAAUAUUGUUCUUAAUUCUAGAAUGUGGUAAAUAUUUAUUUUCCAGGUAUUCCAAACAAAUUACGGCUGCGAAACAGUUUGUGUAUCAGAAAUCUCAGAGCGAACCAGAAAUACAUCUUAUUUGAUAUGUUAUUUUGAUAACACGAGUGUUAAUUUUUGUAACUUAUUUAUAUUUUCACUUUAAAUGAAGUAAUCAGCUAAAUAUUUGUUUUAUUUAUUAUUACCUGAAUCAGUGAUAAAGUAAUUUAUAACUAUUUUUGAUUAUACAAAAUUGGG
This is a messenger RNA of Psylliodes chrysocephalus, 5221 nucleotides long. The record is from the annotation of a GenBank genome assembly. NCBI's taxonomy places the organism in Eukaryota, Metazoa, Arthropoda, Insecta, Coleoptera, Chrysomelidae.